Dimorphilus gyrociliatus is the source of this 763-nucleotide messenger RNA. The record is from the annotation of a GenBank genome assembly. Lineage: Eukaryota; Metazoa; Annelida; Polychaeta; Dinophilidae.
CAUGCCGGAGUCCCCUCGAUGGCUUAUUGCCAGAAAAAAGACAAGCAAAGCUAUAUCGAGCUUAAAAUUCAUUGCCAAAUUUAACGGCAAGUAUCUGCCUGAAAACGCUCAAGUUACAAUUUCAAAAGAAAAAGAGCCUCCUUUUUGUGAAUUAUUUCUCUCUCCUAUCUAUCGCAGAAGAAUAAUCAUUAUAAGCCUAGUUUGGUUUUCCAACACGCUUAUUUAUUAUGGGUUAUCAUUAAGUGCUGGUUCAUUCGUUUCGAGUAUCUAUAUCGAAUUCAUAUUAAAUGCUGUAAUUGAAAUUCCAGCUACUGCUUUUGCACAAUUUACCAUGCAUUUUAUCAGCCGUAAAAAAUCGUUGUGUGCGUCCAUGAUAUGCUCAGGAAUAUGUUUAAUGAUUAUCAUGCCGUUGAAACACCGUUUAACAAUAUUUAUCUUAGAAUUAGUCGGAAAAUUUUUCCUUUCAACGGCAUUUACUGUUAUGCUGCUCUAUACCAGUGAACUAUUUCCUACACUUAUUCGAAACUGGGCGUUUGGAGUGGCAAGUUGUUCAGGUCGAUUUGGAUCUCUUCUAUCAACAGCAAUAUCGAAAUUAAGUCAUGAAAUUGACGUUCAUAUACCGAUGUUUUCUUUUGGUAUCUUAUCAGUAGUUAUUGGAGCCUCGGUAUUGUUACUUCAAGAGACUAAGGACGCUUUAUUGAAAGAAACGAUUGAAAAAAAAGUGAAGCCGGAAGAAGACGAGAUUGCGUUGAAUAUUCAAUGA